Molecule: messenger RNA, 2664 nt
Organism: Periconia digitata
Lineage: Eukaryota; Fungi; Ascomycota; Dothideomycetes; Pleosporales; Periconiaceae
Source: the annotation of a GenBank genome assembly
AUGAGUAAGCAGGAACCACCGACCGACCGGCCGUCCGUCCGUUCCUCCCGCGCCCCUUCCCCUGGCGGAUUCGCUAAGCUCUCUCUCUCGCAAGCAAUGUGGCGAGGUUCGGUUUUUGCGCGCAAUUUCAUUUGCACUCGCAACCAUCGUAAUUUUAAUCGCAGGCCACCUAGCUAUCUACAACCUAGUCGUCGGCCGAUAGUCAAUCAACAAAAGCCCCCUUCUUCCCCAUUGACAACUGCUUGUUCCUGCCGCCGUCGCCGUCCGCUGCUUGAUUUCCUGCCUGCCAGCCUGCCGUUCCUUUGUACGGUAGCGCCGCCUGUUGCGCUUGCAGCUUCCCAUCCAUCCAUCCCUCCGCCUGCCGCCGGCUGUCGAAUCAGCGCGCGUCUUCGCUCUCGAUUCCAACAUCAUUCCCAUUGCUACACCCUUUCUUCCUCGCCGCUACCUCUCUUCUCCUCAUCUCCCGCCGUGUGCACAUGUUUUCCUCUCCACACUUCAUCUGCUAAUUACCCCUUUUCAGUCGUCCUCCUUGCCUUGCACUCCUUUGCUACCCCUUGCCCGACCGCCUGCUCCCGGCUCCCACCUCAAGAAAGGAAGAGACAAGGACCAAAGACAGACUCAAUCGAGUCGACUUCGUAUCAUCCGCCCCCAGUCAAUCACCGCAACAUAUCUGCGAUGCCUGCCCGAAGCAUCUAUCCGUUCGCGACCAGUUCCCCUACCUCGACCCCCUCUCUCGACGCUCUGAACGAGAAAAAAGAUCAACCACGGCGUACAUCAUUCACCAAAGGAAACAAGUUCACAUCCUUGUUCGGAGGCAACUCUCCACGCACGCGAAGCGAGGCCGCUGCAUUGCGAGACGCCUUGGUGGCUCAGCAACAGACCCUGCUUGACUCUCCAUCACCCUCCUCGAAGCCUCUGCCCACCAUCAAUCUGACUACCGCCACGGACGAGAAGAUGCUCACCGAACACAAGACACUGUUCCAACCCUCGGAUCUAGAGAAAGAACGACGUCUUGCGAGAGCUCACGCCCAGUUCGGCCCCCUGGUAUCCGAACACCACCGCUAUGUCAGCAAGUACGAGGGAGAAUUCGGGGACCCAAUCGAAGACGAGCCACCUUACUACUUUCUCCUUACCACCUACAUCAGUUAUCUAAUUCUAAUCGUAUUCGGCCACGUGCGGGAUUUCUUUGGCAAGCGAUUCCGGAAGGCGCAUUAUGUCCAUUUGGCGGAAAGGGACGGCUACGCCCCUCUGAACAGCGAUUUCGACAACUUUUAUACCCGCCGCCUGAAAAUGAGAAUCAACGAUUGCUUCGCUAGGCCCAUUACUGGUGUUCCAGGAAGAUAUAUUACAUUGCUCGAUCGCAAAUCCGAUGACGGCAACUACACGUUCAAGCUGACUGGAACAACUACAGAGACUCUCAACAUGAGCUCUUACAACUAUCUUGGUUUUGCUCAAUCUGACGGACCCUGUGCGGAUGCUUCGGAACAGGCUAUUCGCAAAUACGGCAUUUCCAUGGCUAGCCCGCGUGCGGACGCCGGAACUUCCGAGUUGACUCUCGAAGUAGAAGACUUGAUCGCUCAAUUUGUGGGAAAGCCUGCUUCCAUGGUUUUCUCCAUGGGUUUUGUGACCAACGCCACCGUUUUCCCAACAUUGGUCGGAAAAGGCUGCUUAUUGAUUUCGGACGAACUGAACCACUCUUCGAUUCGAUUCGGUUCUCGCCUUUGUGGGAGUAUGAUAAGAAUGUUCAAACACAACGACAUGCGGGAUCUCGAACGAAUUCUCCGUGAAGCCAUUUCUCAGGGUCAGCCUCGAACCCAUCGCCCCUGGAAGAAGAUCCUGGUGGUGGUCGAAGGUCUCUACUCCAUGGAAGGCACCAUGUGCAAUCUACCAGCGCUCAUCGAGCUGAAGAAGAAGUACAAGUACAACCUCUUUGUGGAUGAGGCUCAUUCAGUAGGUGCAGUCGGUCCUCGAGGACGAGGUGUAUGCGACUUCUUUGGCAUUGACCCCGCUGAAGUGGAUGUGUUGAUGGGUACGCUCACGAAAUCAUUUGGUGCGAACGGCGGCUACCUUGCUGCCGACAAGGAAGUCAUCCAAGCUAUGAAGACGCAAAAUGCUGCCAUGCUCUUUGCUGAGACCCCCACUCCAUCUGUCUUGGUACAAAUCGCGUCGGCCCUGCGCAUCAUCAACGGUGACCUCGUUCCGGGUCAGGGCGAAGAGCGCCUCCAACGCCUCAUUUUCAACUCUCGCUAUCUCAGGCUUGGUCUGAAGCGUCUGGGAUUCAUAGUCUACGGACACGACGAUUCUCCCAUCAUUCCUGUCAUGCUUUAUAAUCCUGCGAAAAUGCCUGCUUUCUCUCACGAGAUGCUCAAGCGCAAAAUCUCCGUUGUCGUAGUUGGGUACCCAGCUACACCCCUUGUCUCGUCGAGAGCACGCUUUUGCAUUUCCGCAGCUCAUAACAAAGAUGACCUUGAUCGGAUGCUCGCAGCUUGCGAUGAAGUUGGCGAUCUGCUUCAGCUCAAAUUUAGCAGCGGUGUCGCCGGUGGAGCUAAUCCAGAAGAGGUGCCGCCUCAAGAUAAUGGUGCUGUUCUCGGGUGCCCUCCCCGAUGGAAACUCGACGAAGUGAUCAAACGAGGCGUAGAAGAUGUCCAGUUUCCUCUUCGAUAA